Messenger RNA from Racocetra fulgida, 191 nucleotides. The record is from the annotation of a GenBank genome assembly. Lineage: Eukaryota; Fungi; Glomeromycota; Glomeromycetes; Diversisporales; Gigasporaceae.
AAAUAUUCAUCGAAUCUAAUGAAAAAACAUCCAUCAAAUCUAUCAAAUCUAUCAAAUCUAAUGAAGAAACAUCCAUCGAAUCCAUUGAAGCAUUCAUCGAAGUAUCUAUUGAAGCAUCCAUCGAAUCUAUUGACUCUGUUAAAAAAGCAUCUGUCAAAUCUAUUGAAGAAGCACCUAUUGAAUCUAACUAA